AUGAAGACUUUAAGUUUAAUAUUAUUCUAUAUUGGCAUACUUGGCUUUACAGGAUCUGCUCAAGCCGGGAGCUUUAUUAAACCUACUAAAGACGCUAUUUGGUACACGGGGAGCUACCAAAGUGUCCUCUUUGACACCACAAACUUUACUUCUGCUGAUACCGUCACAUUCUUCUUUGACGAAGAUCGCUCUAUAACUUUGGGUGGUGGUCCCGCCCAGCAAGGAAACUUCACUUUUAUGCUACCAACUGAAAUGCCAUCACUUGUUUCCAAAGAUUCCGUGUCUCUACUGGGUGUUUUUCGCCGGAAUAGAUAUUUGUGGCAAGUUCUUGGUGAAACUGUCAAGAUUCGAAAACCUUCAGGCCCUGCAAAAAAGAGAACUGUAUAUGUAUAA
Messenger RNA from Phycomyces blakesleeanus NRRL 1555(-), 393 nucleotides. RefSeq lists its product as hypothetical. Lineage: Eukaryota; Fungi; Mucoromycota; Mucoromycetes; Mucorales; Phycomycetaceae. The coding region runs from base 1 to 393 and encodes 130 amino acids. The record is from RefSeq and is a predicted model, not a curated record. The transcript has 2 exons.